This is a messenger RNA of Penaeus monodon (black tiger shrimp), 456 nucleotides long. RefSeq lists its product as uncharacterized. Gene Ontology annotation, biological process: biosynthetic process. The coding region runs from base 1 to 456 and encodes 151 amino acids. The record is from RefSeq and is a predicted model, not a curated record. Lineage: Eukaryota; Metazoa; Arthropoda; Malacostraca; Decapoda; Penaeidae. Gene Ontology annotation, molecular function: pyridoxal phosphate binding. The transcript is spliced from 4 exons.
AUGAAUAAAGAAAACGAAGUCCCUAAAGAUCUGGUGAGGCCAGACUUAGCUAAUUCCGCUGCUGCCUCAAAUCUCGCCUUCAAUGAGAAGGUAAAAGCAAUGAUAAGAGCGGGAAGAAAGAUUUACCACUUUGCUUUCGGCCAGUCUCCGUUCCCCGUUCCGCCAUGCUUAGUGAAGGCCAUGCAGGAGUAUGCUCAUGUGCACGAGUAUUUACCCAUGACAGGCAUUCUUGAACUCCGAGAAGAGCUGGUGAAAUUCCACGCCCGCCACGACCGGCUGGACCUCGACGUAGAUAGCAUGGUGGUUGGGCCAGGCAGUAAGGAACUCAUUUACCUCACCAUGGCGACUUUUAGCGGAGGUAAAGUGCCCGUGAUUCCCGUGAUUCGGUUCAUUCUGUACCCCAUACUCAUACUACUUUACUUUACACUCAUACUUACUCAUGCUCGUUCUGCAUAA